Molecule: messenger RNA, 5297 nt
Organism: Oncorhynchus keta (chum salmon)
Lineage: Eukaryota; Metazoa; Chordata; Actinopteri; Salmoniformes; Salmonidae
Product: calcium homeostasis modulator protein 1-like
Exons: 3
Coding region: 2069-3148 (359 amino acids)
Molecular function (GO): monoatomic cation channel activity
Source: RefSeq, a predicted model, not a curated record
CUUCUGUACAGAAAGAUUCUACUACUGAUAUACAUCUAAAGCUACUGGCAGUGGUGGAAAAAGUACUCAAAUGUCAUACUUGAGUAGAAGUAAAUAUACUUUAAUAGAAAAUGACUCAAGUAAAAGUGAAGUCACCCAGUAAAAUACUACUCGAGUAUUUUGUUUUAAAUAUACAUAAGUAUCAAAAGUAAAAGUAUAAACUAUUUCAAAUGUCUUAUAUUAAGCUAACCAGACAGCACCAUUUGUAUUUUUAUUGGCGGAUAUCCAGGGGGACGCUCAGACAUAAUUUACAAAUGAAGCAUUUGUGUUUAGAGAGUCAGAUCAAAGGCAGUAUGGAUGACCAGGGAUGUUCUCUUGAUAAGUUUGCAAAUUGGACCGUUUUCCUGUCAAAAUGUUAUGAGUACUUUUGGGUGUCAGGGAAAAGGUAUGGUGUAAACAGUACAUUAUUUUCUUUAGGAAUGUAGUAAAAAAUUGGCAAAACUAUAAAUAGUACAGUACAGAUACCCCCCCAAAAACAUUUUUAUUUUUACUUAAGUACUUUACACUACUGGAUAUCAGGACAACACCAGAUAAUAGUAAUAUAUCAUUAUGUGAUGUCAUGAGUAGAAUAAUAGAAUAUUCCAUGUUUUUGAUCAUACCCUCACAUUAACAAUGCUGUUCAAACAAAAGCUAACAAUGUAUGGAAAAUGACUUGCUUUUAUAUGGUCGUGUGGGGUAUGAACUGGUAUUAGCUAGCUUUGACUGGUUUGUCCGGCUGUGCCUCAUUCUCCUAGGUGCAGUUGGAUGCCACGUAAAGCCCAUUACUAUUGUAUAGGUAAGGCAGGACAGAGGAUGCCUAAACCUUAUGUAAUAUUGUUUACGAGGUGGCAGGGUAGCCUAGUGGUUAGAGUGUUGUACUAGUAACGGAAAGGUUGCAAGUUCAAAUCCCCAAGCUGACAAGGUACAAAUCUGUUGUUCUGCCCCUGAACAAGGCAGUUUAACCCACUGUUCCUAGAAAAUAAGAAUUUGUUCUUAACUGACUUUCCUAGUAAAAUAAAGGUAAAAUAAAAGUCACGUGACUAAGGGUAUAUAAGAUGACAGCAGUAUGUGUACUGGCAUAAUUCAUUAUAAAGUAAUGGAUUUGGUGUACAAAUAAUAUUGUUAAAUACAGAGAUACCAGUCACAUCACUGUGAUUCCCAAGUGGAAACAGUGACUCAUUAAUCUGUGAACAAAUAUUUCAGAGAGAAUAACCCAGAUCAUUUGAAUGGGCUGAAACUAUUUUUGCAUCUCAGCUGUGGGAAUUUCAGCUGUGUCACUCUGGUUAGAGACAGAAAACCACCUCAUCCUGUCCAGACAACUGCAAAUAGACGUAUCAAACCUCUUCUUUAUAUGAAUAUACGCAUAUAAAGGUAGACCAAAAAAAAGCAUUUCACAGACCAACAUAUAGUAGAAUAACAAUACAAUAAAUAUUAGUUGCUCUAGUUUGAGGUGGUUCUCACCUCUUCUUGGAAGUCACGAGUCAUGACUGUCUUAUGGCAGACUAACGUCUGCAAAGCAGUACCCGUGGCCCAAGUGUUUUUUAGGGCCUGUAACAUGUUUGCUCUUGGGACAAUGGAGAGGGGGAGAUGGGAAACCUGUUACAUCAGUACAACAGAGAAAGGAGUGCAGGUGCCUUCACAGGGAGGGGCCUAGCUGAAGGCAGAUGACGUGACCUUGCCUUUGCUUUCUACCAUUCCACAUCCCCAUAGACUGUUCUUGAAGGGUUGAGUGAGCAUCGGAAUCAACAAUAUUCCAAAAGUCCCUGGAGAACUAUUUGCCAUACAUUUUCAGCCUUAUCAUCAUUUGAGCUCAUUGAACUUGAACUUGAUUUAAUCAAUGACUGCAUACUAGAAAGAGGAGAGUUAGUCUACCAAGAGGUGUGGCAACGCUGGAGUGGAUCAAGAGAAGUUGAAGGAAUAUUUGUGAUCGUCCAUUUGUUGCCUUUUCAUCAUUUGAGAUUAUUUCACCACCUGCAUACUUGGAAGAGGAGAAAAGCCCAUUGUGACAUCUCAGUACAUUUAAAAAGGCGCCACCAGCAGACCAUUCAAGAUGGAUAAGUUCCGUAUGAUGUUCCAGUUCCUCCAAUCCAACCAGGAGUCCUUCAUGAAUGGCAUCUGUGGUAUCAUGGCCCUAGCUAGCGCCCAGCUCUACUCAGCCUUCGAGUUUAGCUGCCCUUGUAUCCCGGAGUACAACUACGCCUACGGGAUUGGACUGCUGGUUAUCCCACCUAUAUGGUUCUUCCUACUAGGGUUCGUGUUGAAUAACAAUGUUUCGAUGUUAGCUGAGGAGUGGAAAAGGCCGACGGGGAAGAGGGUGAAGGAUCCGACGAUCCUCCGUUACAUGUUCGUUUCGAUCACGCAGCGGUCCUUGAUCGCGCCCAUGGUGUGGAUAUCUGUGACUCUUAUGGACGGGAAGAGCUUCCUGUGUGCGUUCAGCGUCAACUUGGACAUUCAUCAGUUUGGGAAUUCGACCCUCAUUGAGGGAAUGACGGAAGUGGAGAUUGUUAAAUUGUUAGCGAAGAUUCCAUGCAAGAAUAUCUUCAAUCAGCCCGAGGUGAUAUCGAGAGAAGCGGCAUCGAGAUAUAUCAAGUGUAUAUCCCAGGCGUUUGGCUGGGUAUUCCUGCUGCUGAUGACCUUAGCAGCCUUCAUGAUACGAGCCAUCCGACCCUGCUUCACCCAAGCUGCCUUCCUCAAGACCAAAUACUGGUCUCACUACGUCGACAUCGAACGCAAGCUCUUCGACGAGACGUGCAAGGAGCACGCCAAGACCUUCGCCAAGGUCUGCAUCCAGCAGUACUUUGAGAGCAUCAGCGGCGACAUGCGCAGCUUCCACAAGCGCCGGUCAAGCAAAGACGAUAGCGACGAUGAUGAUGAUGACAAGAAGAAGAGCGACGAGGACAAGCUUCUCGGGAUCCACGACCAGGACGAUAUGAACAAAGUUCUGUGGAAUUGGCACACGUGUAAGCCGCCUCUGGCACUGAGGAAGGAACAGUCGGAUGGAGAAUCCCAUGAAGGGCUCAUACCAAAUGGAGACGUCCAUGGAGUCAGUGGAGGACCAAAUGGAUAUGCUAACGGUCACGCUCCUGAUUUGCCUAAGAGGGAAUGGGCGGUAUACUACAGCAAAGUUUGAACAUUUCAAAAGAGGAAAAAGCACCAUUUACUGUGGCAUGGAUAUUUUUGAUUGACUAUUUAGACUGAUAAGACUGAUUGUCCUUUACGAUUUAGACUGUGGUUUAAAGAUAGAAUUGAAGUCCUUUUUGUAGUGUGAUUAUUUAUAAUAAUUCAUAUUUUGAUGGAGGGCUUAGUUGGAAAUGAUUCCUGGCAUCCAACAUCAAACACUCCCAAAUUGGCACUUUUGUUGCUCCUUGGUUUCAGAGUGGUUAACUGUAUUUUUUGUCAGAGCACCCAAAGGGGGAACCUUACUUGAGUUGUUGUACAUAAUGUGUCAGAUAUGUCAUGAGGAUGUACAGUCUGUUUCUUGUUAUUACUGCUAUGUGUAGACUUAAAAAAAAUAUUUAUCAAUUAAACUAAACAUCAAAUGGCUCCUCGUAGAAUCUCGAUGAAAUGUUUCCUUUAGCCCAACACUACUGUGGAAGCCUAAAUUCAUAACUUUUUUAUUCAUCCUAGCUUACAUAAAAAGCAUAAUUCUGAGACACCCCCCCCCUCCCUAAAAUGUGUUUGUAAUAUUUUAUUUCGUUUUCCUACCAGGAAAUACAGUACAAGUCAGAAGUUUACAUACACCGUUGCCAGAUACAUUUAAACUCAUUUUCUCACAAUUCCUGACAUUUAAUCCCAGUAAAAAUUCCCUGUUUUAGGUCAGUUAGGAUCACCACUUAACUUUAAGAAUGUGAAAUGCCAGAAUAAUAGUAGAGAGAAUGAUUUAUUUCAGAUUUGAUUUCUUUCAUCACAUUCCCAGUGGGUCAGAAGUUUACAUACACUCAAAUAGUAUUUGGUUGAAUUGCCUUGAAAUUGUUUAACUUUGGUCAAACGUUUUGGGUAGCCUUCCAGAAGCUUCCCACACUAAGUUGGGUGAAUUUUGGCCCAUUCCUCCUGACAGAGCUGGUGUAACUGAGUCAGGUUUGUAGGCCUCCUUGCUCGCACACACCUUUUCAGUUCUUGAUUGAAGUCAGGGCUUUGUGAUGGCCACUCCAAUACCUUGACUAUGUUGUCCUUAAGUGAUUUUUCCAGAACUUUGGAAGUAUGCAUGAGGUCAAUGUCCAUUUGGAAGACCCAUUUGCGACCAAGCUUUAACUUCCUGACUGAUGUCUUGAGAUGUUGCUUCAAUAUAUCCAAUUAAUUUUCCUCCUCAUGAUGCCAUCUAUUUUGUGAAGUGGACCAGUUCCUCCUGCAGCAAAGCACCCCACAACAUGAUGCUUCCACCCCAGUGCUUCACAGUUGGGAUGGUGUUAUUUGGCUUGCAAGCCUCCCCCUUUGUUCUCCAAACAUAAUGAUGGUCAUUAUGGCCAAACAGUUCCAUUUUUGUUUCAUCAGACCAGAGGACAAUUCUCCAAAAAGUAUGAUCUUUGUCCCCAUGUGCAGUUGCAAACUGUAGUCUGGCUUUUUGAUGGCGGUUUUGGAGCAGUGGCUUCUUCCUUGUUGAGCGGCCUUUCAGGUUAUGUCGAUAUAGGAUUUGUUUUACUGUGGCUAUAGAUACUUUUGUACCUGUUUCCUCCAGCAUCUUCACAAGGUCCUUUACUGUUGUUCUGGGAUUGAUUUGCACUUUUCGCACCAAAGUACGUUCAUCUCUAGGAGACAGAGCGGUUCCUGAGCGGUAUGACGGCUGUGUGGUCCCAUGGUGUUUAUACUUGCGUACUAUUGUUUGUACAGAUGAAUGUGGUACCUUCAGGUGUUUGGAAAUUGCUCCCAAGAAUGAACCAGACUUGUGGUGGUCCACAAUCUUUUUUCUGAGGUCUUGGCUGAGUUCUUUUGAUUUAUUUUCCCAUGAUGUCAAGCAAAGAGCCAUUGAGUUUGAAGGUAGGCCUUGAAAUACAUCCACAGGUACACCUCCAAUUGACUCAAAUGAUGACAAAUAGCCUAUCAGAAGCUUCUAAAGCUAUGACAUAAUUUUCUGGAAUUUUCCAAGCUGUUUAAAGGCACAGACACUAAGAUGAAUGUAAACUUCUGACCCACUGGAAUUGUGAUACAGUGAAUUGUAAUUGAAAUAAUCUGUCUGUAACAAUUGUUGGGAAAAUUACUUGUGUCAUGCACAAAGUAGAUGUCCUAACCGACUUGACAAAACUAUAGUUUGUUAACAAUAAAUUUGUGGAGUGGUUGAAAAA